AUGGGACUCACUUGCAACCCUCCCAAGCCUGGCGAUGAAUCAUAUGAAAAGUUUUCAAAGGUAUGCUCCUAACUGUAACUUAACCCAGAGAAACUCACGCGCCUCGCGUGAUCAUAAUCAGUGCUACUUUAUCGCUCGUGUAAUUUUUUAAAGGGGGAUCUGUCACGGCUGACUAGUUUAUAUGGUUGAUAAUGGCAAUAACGAGUCAUUAUUCGCUAUGGAACUUGAGAACUUAGUACUUAGUUGUGAAUGACAGAAUUAAUAGCGUCGUAUUGUUCUUUUUUCACCUUGUCUCUAGUGCUCAGGCUGUAACGCGUUCCAGGUUUUAACGAAAAUGUAACAAUUUGAACCGUAGCUUUUCACGAUACAUAUAAAAGCAGUGAAAAAUAUAAUACUUAGUCAGGUGACGCCUCUAAUGCUUACCUGCCACCCACGAGAUAGCCGAUUUAACAAAUAAAGCUUGUUCCUCUUACCCUGGGUACCAGAGGUUUUUCUCGCGCGUGGCGGGAUCCUUCGGCCCGCCGGCCGAAGCCACGAGUGGCGAUAAAGAUUUGAAAAACCGGAAGCCAUGCAUGAAAAGUCUCUGGCACGCAGGAUAGGUAUCCAUUGAUUCUUUUGCCCAAACAAAACGUCAGAUUCGAGUCUUACGCAAGUAAAGUUUGCCAAGUGCUGAAGUCGCUAAGGGACUAGGCCGAGUAAAUAAAAAUGUCUAUUUUCUCCUGGAACAUCCGGCAAUCUUCUUAUAAAUGUAUAGAAAAUGAUCUUUAAUUGCGACGCACUAGGGAAAUUCUAUAGAAGUGAUUACCUUCAGUAUUACCAUAUCUUGCAUAAGCAUUAUUUUGUGUUUUAUCUGUUAUACAGGAAGUAACGUCCAUCAAGGAUUCUUACAGGAAGAAAGCAAAGAUGACAACAGAGGUUCUUAACUCAAUGGAAAAUGUUAAGUGUAACGAGGUGGCAAGUGCAAUGUAUGCGUUUCCGAGGAUAACACUUCCAAAGAAAGCUAUCGAGGCAGCCAAGGUAUCAUGUUCUGUUUCCGGCCCUGAUUUCUAGUGCCACACUGCAGAAUACUGUCAGUAAUGGAUAUCCUAGGUGUACGGUAAUCCAGAUUCCGGAACCCGGGAAUUUUUUUCUUGUAGACUGAUCCGGAAUCAGUUCAGGGGUUUGAAAUUUGGAAUUCAGACCCGGUUGUUCAUAAGAUGCAUAGCUCUAUCCACCGGACAAAUUCACUAUCCAGUGGAUAGGUAUGAGCGAAACCAAUUGCACUAUCCACUGGAUAGAGAUUUAUCCGGUGGAUGGCGUUAUCCACCUUUGAACAGCUGGGGCUUGCUCUAUAUAUGAAGCCCGGAAUCUCGCUAACGAUUGGAAUCUGGAAUCCACGUUUCAUGGACAAGGAAUACUGAAUCCAGUACCCGCCAUCCGGGAUCUACAGCAUAAAAUCCGCAAUCCACAACGUGCGAUCGAGAAGCCAAGA
This is a messenger RNA of Porites lobata, 1471 nucleotides long. The record is from the annotation of a GenBank genome assembly. NCBI's taxonomy places the organism in Eukaryota, Metazoa, Cnidaria, Anthozoa, Scleractinia, Poritidae.